This is a messenger RNA of Penicillium nucicola, 1503 nucleotides long. RefSeq lists its product as uncharacterized. The transcript has a single exon. Gene Ontology annotation, biological process: regulation of DNA-templated transcription. Gene Ontology annotation, molecular function: DNA-binding transcription factor activity. NCBI's taxonomy places the organism in Eukaryota, Fungi, Ascomycota, Eurotiomycetes, Eurotiales, Aspergillaceae. Bases 1 to 1503 code for a protein of 500 amino acids. The record is from RefSeq and is a predicted model, not a curated record.
AUGUCGAGGGAUCGUCGACGUGCAGGGUCUUUGACUAGAGAAGCGCUUCAAGCAGAUGACCGCGCGAUCAGCAAUGAGCAUGGGCCUGCAGGCAACCGAAACCCAGCCCGUCGACCACCUCUUCGGACCCGACCUCAGUCAUGGCAUCCGUAUGGACCGGUAGAACCGCCGCUGGAGUCGCUGUCAUCGCGACCCAUCGGCGUUCAUGCAAUCCUAAAUCCGACAUCCCAGCCAGCUGCUGAGAUGCCGUCCAGCAAACGGGAGCCUCUCAGUCUCCCAGGCCCAUCAUCCUCACCUCGACCUCAAGGUUCCUCACCCACAGUCCGUCCGGGUCUCCCAUUGGCACCGCUUCCAUUGUCCCCGAGGUCCCAUACAAGAGCUCUCAUGAAUCCAGGCUCACCCUCGGCCAGGUUUGUUGGCGGGGGUGGCAGGACUUCCGGUCAGUCGAGCGUUGCACAGUCACCUCUAGUUCCCCAGGAACCUUUCAUGGGCCCACGACCCCCCGCCCCCAGUUCGCCUCAUCCAACAGAGACCACCGGUCUACGCUCAAUCGCAUCCAUCACAGGCACACAGCCUCCUGUGCCGGCUUCGCUUCAUUCUACACCUAGGCUUCAUUCGCGCCGGACCAGCGCGGGACCAGGUCCUCUCACCAACCCGAAUUCACAAGAAACGAGUCCCAUUACGCCUCAUUCGACGUUUGGCCAGUUUGGCCGGGCUUCUCCGGCUGUGACUAGCGUUUCCAUUCCACACAGUGCCCCGGCAUACCCAGCGGUUUCCCCGUAUAUGACAAUGGAGCCUCAGAGCCGGGGUGUUCCUGCGCCAGCAGGCCCAAGGAUCAAAGCAGAAGAGACAUCAUCCAGGGCGGGAACUCCACAAAGCGGUGCUUUCCCACCAGGUAUGAUACCAUGCGUACUAGACAUGCGGUCAGGAUCAUCUAGCCAGGCCGAAAAACGCAAAGCCAACAGCGAUGCAUCACGCCGAUUCCGCAAUCGUAAACGCAACGAAAUGCAAUUGGAGCAGCGACUUACGGCCCAGCAAGAGGAAAUCCAACGAAGUAUGGAAACAAUCCGACGACAGAGUGACGAACUCCGCUCCCUAGUCCAACAGCGAGACCAUUACCACUCGGAACGAGAUUUCUAUCGUGACCAGCUGAGCCGAACAAUGCCCCCGGCCUCUUUACCCCCAAGACCCCCUUCUCCACGCUCCAGCCAACCAGCCCACGUCCCAAAUGCCGAUCCAGCAGGCGCAGCCACGUGGUCAGGCGCGGACUCUGGCCGAUCUGUGUCAGGCACACAGCCAGCCCCAGCGGGUCCUCCCAAACCGAGAAUGUUGGACCCCGUUCAGAGUCAGGGUCAAGGUCAGGCUUCCUGGCCUACAACUAACCCACCAUCUUAUCCUUCUACUCCUAUCCCGCCUACUGCACGAGGGGGGCCUCCUGUCCCGUCUGCGUCUGUCUCUGGAGGCCCGUUGCCGCCGAUUCAGGGGACUUGGCCUCGUCCUUGA